AGCAGGGGCCGCGUUGCGCUGCGCAGCACCCGCGGCGAGCCGCAGACGCCGCACGAUGGGAUGGGAGUGCUGCGCUCGCCGCUCGCUCCUGUCGCCGCCACGGCUCCUUUCGCCUUUCCAGCGAGCAGCGUGACUUCUCUCUGCCGGCUCAAGCCCACCUCCGCCAUGGCCCUCCGGAGCCCGGGCGCCGCGGCGAAGGAGAGGUGCAACGCCACCCUUCCCGGCGAGGGCGAGUGCGGAUCCGUCUCGGUGGUCUUCCCGUUGACCAUGAUGAUCACCGGCAUAGUGGGCAACGGGCUGGCCAUGCUGCUGGUGUACAGAGCCUACCACAAGAAAGAGAACCAGCGGAAGAAGUCCUUCUUGCUCUGCAUAGGCUCGCUGGCCCUGACCGAUCUCUCCGGGCAGCUCCUGACCAGUCCGAUCGUCAUUGCCGUGUACCUGGCCAACAGAAACUGGCGGGCGGUUGACCCCUCGCUGCACCUGUGCACCUUCUUUGGAUUGAGCAUGACUGUCUUUGGCCUGUGCCCCCUCUUCAUUGCCAGUGCCAUGGCCAUUGAAAGGGCCUUGGCCAUUCGUGCGCCCCACUGGUACACUGGCCAUAUGAAGACCAGAUUGACCAAGUCUGUCCUCCUCAGCGUGUGGCUGGCCGUCUUUGCCUUUGCUCUCUUGCCCAUCCUUGGCAUUGGAAAGUAUACACUUCAGUGGCCAGGCACUUGGUGCUUCAUCAGCACGAAGGACCAAGAAGGUCCCAGGGUGGGCAAUGUCAUCUUUGCUUCAACCUUUGCUUUCUUGGGUCUCUUCUCCCUCACCAUCACCAUGGUGUGCAACAUAUCGACUAUUGUUGCUCUGGUGUGUCGGUGCCAGUCCCGGAGGCAGUGGGGUAGGAUCACCAUGGAGACCUUGAUCCAGCUCCUGGGCAUCAUGUGUGUCCUCUUUGCCUGCUGGUCUCCACUCUUGAUCAUGAUGUUGAAAGUGACCUUCAACCAUACCUCUGUGGAUCAAUGCAAAGAACCCUGCAACCAAACCCAAUGCACAGAACUACAGCCAGAGUGCAAUUUCUUCUUAACUGCUAUCCGCUUGGCUUCCCUGAAUCAGAUCUUGGACCCCUGGGUUUAUCUGCUGCUUAGGAAGAUCCUCCUGCAGAAGUUUUGUCAAGCAGCCAAUGCCAUCUCUUGCCACUCUCAGGAUGGAUGGAAAGAGCGGCACUUCAUGCUAUCAGACAAAAUCAGGCACACAGCAGCAUGAAGCAUCUUGCACGCCAGCGACUUUCCUCACAGCCUUGUUUACCUUACUGUGAAUGUGGAUAUCCAGCAUAUCCCCAAUUCUCUCUGUAAGUUAAUCACUGUCAGAGCAGUAUGGCAACGGAACCUACUACUUGAGGAAGUUGUGGGCUCUGGCUGGUUAGAAACACUCAAAAAGCAUUUGGACAGUCAUGUGGUGUAACUUAGUCUCCUGCAACAGCAGGGGUUUGACCUGAUGGCCUUCUGGCCCCUUCCAACUCUCUGAUUCUAAAUUAUAUAUAGUUUACUUAAACAGCAGAUGGUUACAAGAAAUGUAACCAUUUUGAGAGACAUUAUAAUUGUUUAAUUAUAAUGAGAUUAAAAUGCUAUAAAACA
Molecule: messenger RNA, 1616 nt
Organism: Varanus komodoensis (Komodo dragon)
Lineage: Eukaryota; Metazoa; Chordata; Lepidosauria; Squamata; Varanidae
Gene: PTGER3
Product: prostaglandin E receptor 3
Exons: 2
Coding region: 61-1245 (394 amino acids)
Biological process (GO): adenylate cyclase-activating G protein-coupled receptor signaling pathway; positive regulation of cytosolic calcium ion concentration; phospholipase C-activating G protein-coupled receptor signaling pathway
Cellular component (GO): plasma membrane
Molecular function (GO): prostaglandin E receptor activity
Source: RefSeq, a predicted model, not a curated record